Phanerochaete carnosa HHB-10118-sp is the source of this 981-nucleotide messenger RNA. RefSeq lists its product as uncharacterized. The transcript is spliced from 5 exons. Lineage: Eukaryota; Fungi; Basidiomycota; Agaricomycetes; Polyporales; Phanerochaetaceae. The record is from RefSeq and is a predicted model, not a curated record. The annotation marks the transcript as partial. Gene Ontology annotation, cellular component: cytoplasm.
AUGUCUAGAACGCUGCGGCCCACGCCACCUGUCGACGUACUACCCAAGAUCUCGUCUAAGGACUGGACAUUGCAAAGUCUUUUGAAUCGCGGAAACUUCAAGCAUGUCAGGCGUGUAUCCGCUCUUCUUCCACACAAAACGCUACUGUCCGAAUUAGAGCGCUAUGAGAUAGAAGGAGUUCCACUGAUCAUUGAAGACUGGCACAAACAUCAGAACUGGCCCAAAGAGCUCUUCAAUAUGGAUUGGCUGCUGAAGCACUGUGGUGACCAUGAAUGGCGCGUUCGCAAUGUACGGAACGUCUCAGACAAAGUGAUCACGUUGGAGAAGUUCAUCCAAUGGUCCCGAAAGCGAGUGCUGCGUGGUCAAUCUGAAGAGCUCCUGUACGGCAAAGACGCACCGUGUCCGCCGCAAUGGAGAGACUGGGUCGCCAGCGACGAAAUACUGCCGUCUGUGCUCCGUCCCAACGGCCCAACUGACUUGUUUCAGAAUUUGACUGAAUCUGAAGGCGUGGAAUCUUUGAUGUGCUAUCUUGGAAUUGGGGACACAUUCACUCCUUGUCAUAAAGACUUGUGCGCCUCUUCGGGUCAGAACAUUAUGUGCUAUACCGAAGAGGGCGGGUCGUCUUUCUGGUUCAUGACAGCUUCUUCCGACGCGCCUGCGGCUGGCGAGUUCUUCCAGAAGCAAAUCGGCCGGGAACUUGACUGGGAGGAACAUACGGUCACUGUCGAUGAAUUCGCGGCUGCUCCCUUCUCGGUGUACGUAGCGGAGCAAAAAUUAGGCGACCUCGUACUUGUACCACCACGGAGCUGCCACCAGGUGGUCAACCACGGUGGACUGACGGUGAAAACGUCCUGGUCGCGGAUGACUCUGAGAGGUCUACAGACGGCAUUUCACCAUGAGCUACCGAUAUAUAGACGUGUCUGUCGCCCUGAGCAGUACCGCGUCAAAUACAUAUUGUACCGCACGUUGCUCCAACGUGCA